AUGGCUAUCCAAGGGAGCGAGCAGGUGAUCAUUCGCGAUCCUGCGUUGUUCUACUGGAUCCUGCUUCCUAUCACAAUUGUCAUGAUCCUGACUGGAGUCCUCCGACAUUAUGCUACUGUGCUCCUUGCAAGCCCUCCGAAACCGCCUCUUUCUUUGGUCGAGUCCCGCGAACGACAGGCUCUGCUUCGUGGGAUCAAUCUGCGAAACAAUGCCGCUGCGGCAAUCACCUCGGCGUCGUUCAACGCGCGGAAAGAGUACCUCAUUGAUGGAUACAAGAAGGGCAUCUUUCUGAAAGGCGGUGCAGAAUCCCGUGGACAGGCGGCGCAAAAUCCAAUGUCUGAUCCGGCCGCCAUGGAAGGAAUGAUGGGGAUGAUGAAGGGAAAUAUGGCCAUGAUGAUCCCGCAGACCCUCAUUAUGUCGUGGAUCAAUGCAUUUUUCGCCGGCUUCGUCAUCCUCAAGUUGCCCUUCCCUCUCACGAUUCGUUUCAAAUCCAUGCUACAGUCCGGUGUCAUGACUCGAGACCUGGAUGUCAGAUGGGUCUCAAGCUUGUCAUGGUACUUUCUGUGUCUAUUCGGCCUCCAGAGCGUCUUCAUUUUCAUUCUGGGAAAUGAGAACUCCGCCAGUCAAAUGGCUCAACAGAUGGGUCAAAUGAAUCCUGGGGCUACCGCGAACCCCUUCGGCCCCGGUCAAGACCCUGACAAGAUGUUCCUAGCCGAAGCGGAAAAUUUGGAAGUCCACGAGCACUGGAGUGUUUUGGACGGUACUGAAGAUAGGCUACUGCAGAUAUAUGGAUAA
Capronia coronata CBS 617.96 is the source of this 795-nucleotide messenger RNA. RefSeq lists its product as uncharacterized. Gene Ontology annotation, biological process: protein folding in endoplasmic reticulum. The transcript is spliced from 2 exons. Lineage: Eukaryota; Fungi; Ascomycota; Eurotiomycetes; Chaetothyriales; Herpotrichiellaceae. Gene Ontology annotation, cellular component: membrane; EMC complex. The coding region runs from base 1 to 795 and encodes 264 amino acids. The record is from RefSeq and is a predicted model, not a curated record.